AUGGAGAUGAUUAGGCAGCUGAAGAAAAUUGGUAAUGAAGAUCCAAGGAGAGUUGUCCACUCCAUUAAAGUGGGAUUAUCCCUCACCUUAGUGUCCUUACUAUACUACUUCCGGCCUCUAUACGACGGCUUCGGACAGGCCGGAAUGUGGGCAAUCUUGACUGUCGUCGUCGUAUCUGAAUUCACAGUCGGUGGAACGCUAUCGAGAAGUUUAAACCGCAGCGUAGCAACUCUGGUAGCCGGCGGGCUAGGCGUUGGAGUCGAGUACUUUUCCGGCCUUUUUGGGGAGAAAGGAGAGCCUGUUGUUCUUGGCCUUUUAGUAUUCACUCUUGCUGCAGGAUCCACAUUUGUGAGAUUUUUCCCCAAAGUGAAAGGAAGAUAUGACUAUGGAGUGCUGAUAUUCAUACUGACAUUUAGCCUCGUCGCGGUGUCGGGAGUUCGAGUUUCGGAAAUCUUGAAGCUGGCUCAUCAGAGGUUGUCCACUAUUCUGAUAGGAGGGGUGACUUGCAUUCUGGUUUCUUUAUGUAUUUGCCCUGUUUGGGCUGGCCAGGAUUUGCAUAAUCUUACUGCAUCGAACAUUGGAAACCUUGCUCUUUUCUUUCAGGGUUUGGCAGAUGAAUUUGAUGAUAACAGUGGUGUUUCAACUAAGGAAGGUGACAAGAAGAUCAAUUCAUAUCUGCAGAGCCCUACAAGUGUGUUGAACUCAAAAGCAACUGAGGAGUCAUUGGCAAACUUUGCAUGGUGGGAGCCAUGUCAUGGUGAGUUCAAGUUCAACCAUCCAUGGCAGCAAUACUUGAAGGUUGGUUGUGCCACCAGGGAUUGUGCUUACAAGAUCCAAGCCCUCUGCGUCUGCAUAAACAAUUUUAAUACUAUAAUAAUAAACUAUAAAUCUUCUUCACAGGGAGCUUCAAGUUCAUCAUCAUCAUCAUCAGAUAAGUUUGCUCCAUUGUUCGUGAAGAUCAGCCGCGAAGUCAGCAGUUUUCUGAAAGAAUUAGCUGCUGCCAUGAAAGACAUGAGAGUCCCAAACCCAAUAAACUCUUCUUCUUCUUCUUCGAUGAAGAAUUUGAGUACAGCAGCAGCUGAUGAGGUCCGAGCUAUAUAUCUUAUGUUGUCUGAAAAAGUGGGAGUUGAGGAAAUCUUGCCAUUACUCGUCAUUUCAUCGUUGCUGCUCGACAUCAUUAACAGCCUCGACAAAGUUGCUCUUCUUGUCCGCCAACUUUCUCUCAAAGGAGGCUUUCGAAAACCAAAUCUACCUCAGAAAUUGCAAUCUAAUUGUGAUCAUGUUGUGGUAGAAAUUCAUUCAUUAGAGGCUGCAAGAAACACCACCACCCAGUCCCAGACCCAGUGAUGUAUAAAGUUAAUUAUCUAUUUAAUAGCCUAAUCCAAUCUAAUUUUGAUCGUUUGAUUCAUUCUUUUGGGUCAUGGGCCUUCAUGUCAUUUUACACUCAUAUCGCUUUAACGUAUUCUUUUAGACUAGAUCAGAUAAUAUAAUAUUGAAACACAAUUGUUGAGCAUAGUUCAUGUGCUGAAUUUAAUAUCAGGAGUGGAUCAUAUGUUGAUGUGUACGUAAAUGAAUUCAGCAUUCAUGGGAAAUGGGACAAAAGUAUCAUUCAAGCUAUAUAUACAUUCAAGUGAAUUCUGAAAUCAACCAUCUCUCAGUAGACAGACAGAAUGCUAAACAAAAAAACCGAAUAUAUUGUGACCCAUACAGCAUUUUAA
Messenger RNA from Andrographis paniculata, 1718 nucleotides. Its product is annotated as aluminum-activated malate transporter 2-like. The record is from RefSeq and is a predicted model, not a curated record. Bases 1 to 1347 code for a protein of 448 amino acids. NCBI's taxonomy places the organism in Eukaryota, Viridiplantae, Streptophyta, Magnoliopsida, Lamiales, Acanthaceae. Gene Ontology annotation, cellular component: plant-type vacuole membrane. Gene Ontology annotation, biological process: malate transport. The transcript has 6 exons.